AACUUUCUUCUUUUCCCCCCACAAAUGUCUUUUCUUUCCUUCAUUACCAAUUUAUUAAUCCCUUUCACCCUUUAUCUUCCUCUCUCUCAUUUCUCUGUUAUAUAAAGUAUAAACCUCAAAAGGGGUCUCUAAUUCAACUCCAAUUUAAAUUCCCACAACCCCACUUCAUUUCCAGCACCUUAAUUCCAAGGUGUUUCGAUUUCAACCUCUUGGGUUGAUGAAAUGAUGCAUCGGUUUUCAUUGGUGAUUCUUGUGCUGACAAUAUGUGGUGUGAGAUGCAGAAUGGCGAAAGCAGAAGAGAAUGUGUACACGCUGGCUUCGGUGAGGGAGGAUUUGAUUAGGCAAGAGGAUACCAUCGUUUAUGGUCUUAUUGAGAGAGCCAAGUUUCCUUCCAAUUCUCAUACCUAUGAUGAGAAGUAUGCUCAAAUCCCUGGCUUUUAUGGCUCAUUGGUGGAGUUUGUUGUUAAAAAUACUGAGGACGUUCAAGCUAAGGCUGGGAGAUACACAAACCCUGAAGAAAACCCCUUCUUCCCUGAAAAUUUACCACCAUCAAGUGUGCCAUCCUACCCCUUCUCACAGUUUUUGCAUCCUGGAGCUGCUUCAAUUAACAUAAACAAGUCCGUCUGGAAAAUGUAUUUGCGAGAUUUACUUCCAUUGCUUGCUACUUCGGGUGAUGAUGGCAAUUAUGCGCAAACUGCUGCUGCUGAUCUUUCAUUACUGCAGGCUAUCUCAAGAAGGAUUCACUAUGGAAAGUUUGUGGCUGAGGUGAAAUUCCGGGAUGCUCCUCAAGACUACGAGCCUUUAAUUCGAGCAAAGGAUAGAGAAGGUUUGAUGAAAUUGUUGACAUUUACGAGCGUUGAAGAGACAGUGAGGAAGAGGGUUGAAAAGAAGGCCACAGUGUUUGGUCAGGAAGUAAGUCUUGACAGUGAUAAUGAUGGCAAUGGAAAAAGUAAGUUUGAUCCAACAGUGGCUUCUCGUUUGUACAAAAAUUGGGUGAUACCUCUCACCAAAGAGGUUCAGGUUGAGUACCUCUUGCGCCGUGUAGACUGAAGGCAUUUGAAUCAAGUUAGAGUUUAGAAGAACAAAAGAUUAAUAUGAUAUUGUUCCAUUGAUUAAGUAAGCUCUUAAUGAAGUGAUCCUUACCAAUUUCAUGCAA
Molecule: messenger RNA, 1156 nt
Organism: Vigna angularis (adzuki bean)
Lineage: Eukaryota; Viridiplantae; Streptophyta; Magnoliopsida; Fabales; Fabaceae
Product: chorismate mutase 2
Exons: 6
Coding region: 223-1050 (275 amino acids)
Biological process (GO): aromatic amino acid biosynthetic process; chorismate metabolic process
Cellular component (GO): cytoplasm
Molecular function (GO): chorismate mutase activity
Source: RefSeq, a predicted model, not a curated record